This is a messenger RNA of Catharus ustulatus (Swainson's thrush), 6637 nucleotides long. RefSeq names its product nudix hydrolase 14 (gene NUDT14). The record is from RefSeq and is a predicted model, not a curated record. NCBI's taxonomy places the organism in Eukaryota, Metazoa, Chordata, Aves, Passeriformes, Turdidae. The transcript has 5 exons. Bases 1287 to 1955 code for a protein of 222 amino acids. Gene Ontology annotation, biological process: ribose phosphate metabolic process; nucleoside phosphate metabolic process. Gene Ontology annotation, molecular function: UDP-sugar diphosphatase activity; metal ion binding.
GAUUUUUCUCAACGUGGCCAAUACAUUGACAAAAUAUAUUUAUUUAUAUGGCACCUAAAUUGCUGUACAGAGGCACAUCUGCAUGGAAAGUGAUCACAAAUCAGAGAGAAAACAACCACCACAAAUUGUGAGCUCUGUUGCUCAGGAACCUAGAAAAUAAUUAUUAGAAGUAUUAAAGCAGCCAGAGUAAUGCAACCUAAUGUUGUAUAAUUGUAAGCAAAGUGUUUAAUUUUCUACGAAAAUCAUGAAAUUGGUAAAUCUAAGUGUUUUGCUUAAAAAAUAAUUACAUAAAAGGAGAGGGAUAACAAUUUUAUAACUCGAAAACAGCCAGGGGAGUCUAACUGAGCUGCAUUUAUUCUUCUGCCAUGGAGUGAGUGCAUGGCCAGUGCUGGAAGCUGAAAAGGAAAGCUGGAGAUGCAUUGAGCGAUGGAUUGCAGGUUAUCCAUGAAUCCCCAUUUGCACCUGCAUUUUCCACAGCACUCAUACCAUCUCCAUUCAGCACGAAAGCACCACACACGCAGGCAGGCAGAAGGGACUGUGAUUUUCACAGCAAGGUGCUCAUUCUGCAAAGCCUGAUGAUGUCCAGGAUUGGGAUAACCUGGGAGCACAUGGAGUGCACCAAGGCUUGGGAGCAGGGGGGCAGGUUUCAGUUCAAUGCCGACAAACCCCAUGAAUUUUUGUGUACAGUGUAGGAGUAACUGAUGCUCUGAGAGCAUCCGCAAAGCCCCUGAGAAAACAGGAUGGCAAAUAGGUGUUUCUGGAGAAUAAUUCUACCCCAUGACGGGAGGCUGUAUUGAGUUGGGUGGGGGCCGGUCUCUUCUUCCGUGCCUGCAGUGAGAGGAAAAGAAUAAAUGGCCUUGAGCUAAGAGAGGAGAGAUUCAGAACAGAUAGUAGAAACAUUUUUUUCACUGUUAUAAUGGUCAGACAUCGCAACAGGCUGCCCAGGGAGAUGGUGGAGUCACCAGUUCAUGAAGUGCCUGGAUCUGGCACUGGGCGGGGUGGUUUAGAGGUUUAAGGGUUACAGGGGCAGUGCUAGCUGGACGCUUGAACCGGAUGAUCUUGAAGGUCUCUUCCAACAUUGGUGAUUCUGUGAAUGACGGCGGCGAGGCUGCUGUGUCCCGGUUUCGGGGGUGAAAGGCAGCACUCCGUGAUUCCGGCUCCGUCCGAGGGCACAGGCCGGGCAGCGCCGCGGCCGCGUCCCGUCAGCACCGGGGCCGCUCGGCGGCGGCUGCGCGCGCCUCUCCCCUUCCUCCUGCUGCUCCCUCCUCCGCCUGCCCCCGACAGGGAUGGAGGCCAUCGAGGAGCUGGCGGUCCAGCCCUGCACCUCCUCCCUCUACCUGCGGCCUUUCCGCCUCUCUUACCGGCAGAAUGGCACUAAGAAGUUCUGGGAUUUUAUGAGGACACAUGACAGUGUGUCAAUCCUGAUCUUUAAUACUUCUCGGCAGUGCUUUGUUGUGGUGAAGCAGUUCCGCCCAGCUGUUUACAUGUGUGAAGUAGAAAGGCAUCAUCCUCAAGUCUUCCAGAAUCAGGACAAGGAGAGCUUUCCUUCCCUGGAGAAUCCCUUACCUGCUGCAGUUGGAGUGACCUAUGAACUCUGUGCUGGCAUUGUGGACAAGCCAGGCCUUUCUUUAGAAGAAAUUGCUUGUGAGGAAGUCUUGGAAGAGUGUGGCUAUCGUGUUUCCAUUGCAGACCUCAGGAGGAUCACUUCUUACAGGUCUGGAGUUGGUGUCACGGGUUCUAGGCAGACACUGUUUUAUGCAGAAGUAAAUGACCAGAUGAGAACCAGUGGAGGAGGUGGCCAGCCUGAAGAAGGAGAGCUGAUUGAAGUUGUGGAAAUACCUUUAGAAGAGUCCAUGAAGUUUGCUUACGAUGAGACUUUCCCGAAGACAAUGGGUGUCAUCUUCAGCUUCAUGUGGUUCCACAGCAACAUAGCACCUAAGCUACCCAAAAAGUAAAGCACCAUGAUUUUAAGGAAAACUUUUCUGCUGCUUUCUGCAGAAAACUGCAAAUCUGCCUGCCUCAAUCAACUCAACUGCUCACAAGACAAAUCUUUCUUUAAAUAAAUUUGGAAGUGAAAUUUGAAUUUAAAUCAUCACACAAUUUCCGUUAUUAGCAAAAUACAUACUGGCAUCGCUGGGGAGGACUUGGAGAGGCAAAUGUCGAUUUUUGUGCAAAGUUAAAGUGAAUGUGUCCAGUUCUUCUUUUUGGCAGCACUGUUUUGAAGAGCUGCCCAAGCCCUCAGCACAGCUGCCUCAGGAGCCUCUCACGUCUGUACAUACUGACAACUGUGUAUUCAUUGUCAGUUUUAAUAUUUUUUUUUAAGAAAGCAGCAAACCUUAAUAGUCACAGGUACCUUAACAAUGUUCCUGAGUUCAACACAACUUUCAGGGAGCAGCUUUCUCUGUGGUGUGUGGCUGCUGUGCAGAGGAGGCGUUUGCAUUUCUGAACAUGCAAACCUUUAUUUCAUAAGCAAACAUGUCUGUAAAUCCUUCUGCUUUCAUGUCACUUUGACAAUGGAGCAGCUGUAAGAUUAUGUGCUCCUGAUUGUUCCCAUCACAAUGCUGGGCAGCAGUGAUGGUGAUGGAGGGGUGAAGGAUGGGGGCUUCUGCUGGAACACAUGCUUCUUUGUUUGCUUUAUGGGCAAUACUUGAUAAAUUAGAUCAAACUUUGUCCUCUAGAGUGGGACCAGAGAGGCCGAAUUCUGUUGAUUUGACUAUGAGGUGAUUAACACAAAUGAUUUCUCUGAGGUUUUCUGUGGUCUCAGUUUCCUUAUCACCAAAUGGGAGGAAUGGGACUUACCCCUCAGAUAACACUUCUUGGAAUCUAAUGAUUGGAAGUGCUUUAUUGUGAUUUUAUCAUGAUUUGUGCAGUUCUACGUGGAAGCCUGUGCAACCUGCACGGACGUACUGAGGAGCACAAUUUGAUUUAAUGAAGUGGUCCAAUUAGAACGUAUAGUACUUGUUCUAUCAGCAUGGUUUGCACGUGGUCUGUUUGUCAUGUGAAACUGUUAAGAGCAUGAAUGAAAGAGAAUCAAGUCUGGCAAUUCAAUUAUGCACUGAGUUAUGUCAUUCACUGACUUAAUCAACAUGCCCACAUUAUAUGUGUCUCUAGGAAUACUGAGGUGCUAAGUGUGUUUAGAAGAGGACUGCAAAUAUGCAAACUGGAAUUUAACAGCUGAAAUAAUGUCUAAUCGUGUCCAGUGGCAGAUUUUAAAUAACUGCAUAUCUCAAUUGGUGUAUAAAUAAAAAAGGGGUUUAAAAAAAAAAAAAAAGCUUUUAGAAUUGCUGCUUGCUGUUUCUCCUCCUGAUAGGGAGGAAAGGUCCUUGGAAAGUGACUGAAGAAGGAGCAGCCUCUGUCUCUGGAGUCAAACUUUUUGUGAGAGUUCAGACACAGCUGUGUUGAGCUGGGCCUGGUCCAUGGUGAGUCAAGGGCUGAGUUAUUGUGAGAAGCAAAUAAAUUCUGUCUGUCUGGUGUAUUUACAUUGGAAGGUGUUUCAAGGUGGGGUCUCCACUGCUCUGUCUAGUACAGUGUGUCCUGACUGCUGCUGAGGCCUUUAUGGACUACUACAGUCCACAGAAUGAAUAAUGCCUUUUAUUGCAGACUGUAGUGACCAAAGUUUCUAUUAGAUGCCAUCAGAAUUACUGGUCACACAGCAGCUUGUUAUGUGGUUAGUGUCAAGCUAAUAAAUGAUACAUGUCAAAAGCCUUUUUUUCUGUAUAGUGCAGAAAUUGGGGAAAAUAAAAUACUUCGGCCCCUCCAAGGCACUGGGACUGUGCCUCUUAACGAACCAAACCUCCCAGGGGCAGUGCCAGGCUUGCCAAAACCUGUCCCCAGCUCCUGCUGCUGGUCAGCAGGAGUCUGUUCCCCAUCGCUCACCAGCGUGGGGGGCUUGCAGGAGGUGUCUGCUGUGGCCAUGCAGGGUGACACCGAGGAGCCACCACCACCAGAGCAGCAGCACAGGCUGCCCAGGGCUGGGCUGACAGCUGGAGGUGUGGGAAGAGGGGGACUGGCAGCGUGGAGGGAGUGUGGGGAGGGAAGCCACAGGGGUGGCAGGGUGGCAUCAGUGCUCUGCUUGCUCCGAGGUGACCUCACCAACACAACCCACAGGCUUCAGAGUGUUUUCAGGCAGUUGAUACUGUGGAUAAUGGUGAUGGAGGGCAGUGGUGUGAGCUGGGCAUUCCUUCAGCACUCCUCCAUGGUGCAGGCAUCCAGACAAGCCUCCUCCCUGCUGGGCACACACCUACAAACUCCUGGGGCACUGCAGUGGUUCUGAAGCCUUUACACCCCAAGGGAUUCUGGACUCCAAUCCUCUGCUCUGCUUCACCAUCCCCGCAAUGUGCAAUUCUCAAACACACAAAACAGUGACAGGAUUACUUUAAUUUUCUUCCAUAGUCUGGGAAUUUUCCACAGAAACAGCAGUAUACUGAAGGCUGUGCAUAAAGCAAUGGGGGAUCUGGAGUUUGAAUCUGCAAUAUUGAAUAUAAACAUGUCUUCAACCUCUUACUUCUUCCAUGUUAAUUUUGGUGGGAGUUUUUAUAAGCAGUUAUGAAGGUUUGAAAAUGUGGGUCAAAGGGCUUGACCUUGUUGGGUUUUUUUUUCCCAACACAGUAGAUGAUUCAUAUUUAUAAAAAUAAAACCAGAGCAAUUCAGAUGUCACUUCACUCAUCAGGGCUCAUUUCAAAGAUCCUAAUUAGAGGAAAUUCAAUAUACAUUGGCCAAGACAGGCAGGGAAAAAAUAUUUCUAAUGGAAUCUCACAAUCACAUCUGCAUUUUAGAUGCAUCCUUUGGAUGUGCCACCACACAUAUAUCCAUGGAGGGUGGACAGUUAGCAUGAAGCAGGAUCCCCAUUUGCUGCUAAUGAAUGCUGGCUCCAGCCUGCAGAGCUCUGAUCUGAUCUCAUCCCACCACCCCCAUGAGAUCAGCAUCUUUUAUUGAGCACAACUGAGCGGUCCACAUUUAUAACACAAGUCUUAGAAUCUCUGCCAUCUUUACAAUGUGACUUGGAGAUGUAGGAAUAAUCUAAUGAACCUGAAGUUAUGACUCAGACUUCUGGUGAAGCCUGGAAUGACAGAAUCUUCAAUGCAGCGUCGCUGUCGGGCUCACUGUUGGGUGGCACAAGAGAAGGCAUCAGCACCUUGCAAGUCUCGGACCUCGUCUGUAUCUGCUCUUUGUCACCCUAUUUGUAAAGUGGCUGCACGUCCUGAACUGCUCCCAGCUCUCAGGAGCAGGGAUAUGAUUAAAACGCCUUCUGUAAAGGGCUGUCACUGUAAAUCAGGGAGCUGAAUUGCCCGCGGGGCUGGCGGAGUGCGGGAUUUCCUGGGCGCAGGGAUGCUCCCGCUGGAAGCGCUCCCCACAGGCACCCACUGCCUUUCCCCUCCCUCACUGCCAUCCCUCCCCAGCCAUAAAAGCGGCGCUCCCGACUCCCUGCAGGGCCAGGGCCGGGGCCAGGCCAAGGGCAACCGAGAUAAUUGCUCCUGAAAUACACGUGCCGACCGCGCAGGGCGACCCGCUGGACAAAUAGGAUUUUUGCUAAAUUAGGACAAUUGCCGAGCACGCUCCAUCCCCUGGUCGGGGCUCUAUACAUAGAUGAAAGGCACACCCAGUUGUGCAAUCUGUUGCAAUGGCACACCUGGUGCUGUCUGCAAGUCUAUUCACAACCGUCAGCAGGUGCGACGUGGCCUUUGUGGCCAUAAAAGUCUGUCUGUGCCGCCCCUGCUGUGCUCCCCGCGCUCUGGGCAGGGGAGGCUGUCACAGAUUAAUGCGGUUGUUUGAAGCUGUUGGGAGCCACGGCCUGGAGCUUGUAGAGGCUUCAGGGGGAUCAGAGUGAGGCCUGUGCACGCAGGAUGGAUUUGCAGCUUCUGUCUUGGUGGCUGUGCCGGUGUGGAGGUGACAGGCAGGGCAGUGCUGCUGACUGAGCAGGGACAGGGGACAAGAGCAACAAGGUUGAGUGGGAGGUGUCCCUGCCCAUGGCAGGGGGCUUGGAAUGAGGUUGUCAUCAUCAGUCAUCAUCAGUGAUUAUAUGAUACAGCAGGUUCCUGUCUCUGCAGCCCCAGGGAUGCUGCCCGAUCACUCUGCCAUCAGGUACCAAUGAUUUGCAAUAGAGCCCCUGUUUGGGCUCAGCCUCUCCGAAAAGGGUUUGCUUGCUUUGCUUUGGGAGCUCCAAGACCUCAGCCUCAAUCCAGACUUGACUUCCAUUUAAGGAAGGAAUGCCAUGGACUUUGAAGUAGGUUUUCAUCAGGAGUUUUCAUUCCCACUGGGUCAUGCAGGAUUUUGCUUGAUACGAACGAAAAAAAGGGAUGCUCAAAUCCCACCCUGCUGCAAAAGGUACUUCUCAAUUUGUCUAAUCCUUCAGAGCCACUCUCACAUUUUAAUUGGCAAUGCAUUUUUACAAGGACUUAAAUGCUCCUGAGAUGAAUCAUGAGGGAAGAGAGGAAGAAUUCAUAGCAGUUAAAUGGCCCAGAUUUGUGGUGCUUGGAGCUCUCUGGUCUGCCUCAGGACUGGCUUUGGUGCAUUUCUCGUAAUUGGAAAUACAAUCAGAUACAUAUUAAACCCUGCCAACCACGCACUGUAUUGCUCUGCUGCUGAAGUGCUCAAUAUCCUGUACUGGCUUCAGUCUCUAAUAAAACAUUCAAAAGCA